CUGCACAUCGUGCAGUACUAGUGCUGCAAAUCUAACUGGGCGAGACUUCGUUUGCCCAAACUGCGACGCUCAGAAUACAGCGCACAAUUUCUUUGCAGCAUUGAAUUUAAAAAAACAAAUUGAAGUUUUACUUUCAAAGAAGAAAUUAGCCGAGACGCUUGUGGAUUCUCUUAGCAAGAAAAAUCGAGGCGGGAGUUCAUCACAGAGUUCUGCCGAUGCAGCUGUAUUGACGGACAUGACGGAUGGUGCCUUAUACCAGAAGCAAAUGGAAGGCUGCCAGUGGAGUGACAUAUCCCUCACUUUCAACACUGACGGCGCCAAAGUAUUCAACUGCAACAAGACAGCCUUGUGGCCCAUCCAGUGUGUAAUAAAUGAGCUGCCUGUAGCAUUGCGUUGGAGCAACGUUUUACUUGGUGGUCUCUGGUUUGGAAAAGGACACCCGGAGAUGACUAAAUUUUUAGAAGUCUUUGUGAAGGAGGUGCUAGCGACAGGUACCAUGAAGUGGCAAUGCAAUGAACAAAAGCUGGAGUCAAGGAUUCAUGUGAUUUGCUGCUGUGUUGAUGCACCAGCACGUGCAGCAGUCCUGAACUCAAAGCAGUUCAACGGAUAUUUUGGAUGCAGCUUUUGUCUACACAAAGGCGAAAGACACAAUGGGUCCAUGAAGUAUCCAGUGCAGGGAUGUCAAGUGUCAGCUGUACGAACUACAAGUCAGGUCAAGUUGGACAUCCGGGUCGCCCUGUCAACUGGUCAACCUUCGCAUGGUGUGAAAGGAUCCACACCACUUGUACACCUUCCAAAAUUUGACUUAGUGUGGGGAGUAUGCCCUGACUACAUGCACGCAGUCCUUGAAGGUGUUGCCAAACAACUUUUGGAAAUUUGGUUAAGUAAUGUCCACUCACCAGCAUACAUUGGGGAGCCAUCGAAGUGUCAAAGAGUGACUGCACGGCUGUUGCACCUAAGGCCACCUCAAUUUUUUACACGACUACCACGUACACUAGACGACCGCAGCAUGUGGAAAGCUAGUGAAUGGAAGUGGUGGCUUUUAUUCUAUGCAGUUCCAUACCUUGACGGUAUUCUAGAAAAAAAGUACCACGAGCACAUUUGCCUCCUCGUCAAUGGCAUUUUUUUGUUACUGAAGGACGAAAUUUCAAAAAAUGACCUCAAAGAAGCCAUGGACCACCACCGCAUCAUGCCGGCCCGCCACGCUAAGCCUAACGGCGGAGCGGAGUGCGGAACGCCGGCAUCCAGCUCCCGGCCCAAGCGUCGCGCCGCGACGGCCCAAGUUCCAACGAACAACGACUCCGAACUAGCCCAGGACACCAUGGACAUGGAUGACCAAGCCAUCGAAACCCAAGUGGGAUCUGCGGCGGAUGCUGAAGAAGAGUUCCUCUCACCUGACGAGGUGGUACAGGGGGAAUCGACCAGCGACGACGACGCUGAGGAAAUCUCACCAAGGGAAGACGACGAAGCCAAGAACGACGGGACCCGUUCCAGGUCCAGCUCCCGAGACCGCUCCAACUCCAGGGACAGUGACCAAGAGAGGGUCCAAACAAAAAAACAACAGCAGCAAAAGAGCAAGAAGAAGCAUAACAAGGAAGCCAAAAACAAGGACAUUCUCCUGCUUUUAAAAGAGGAAGUGUUAACCAACGUCCCCAAGGCAGGAGAAAACAUUGUCAUGGCUGUCGACAUAAGAGGGGCCUUUGACAACGCCUUCUGGCUGUACCGGUCGUGA
Messenger RNA from Dermacentor silvarum, 1732 nucleotides. RefSeq lists its product as uncharacterized. The record is from RefSeq and is a predicted model, not a curated record. NCBI's taxonomy places the organism in Eukaryota, Metazoa, Arthropoda, Arachnida, Ixodida, Ixodidae. The coding region runs from base 236 to 1732 and encodes 498 amino acids. The transcript is spliced from 6 exons.